Solanum dulcamara is the source of this 4151-nucleotide messenger RNA. Its product is annotated as putative late blight resistance protein homolog R1A-3. NCBI's taxonomy places the organism in Eukaryota, Viridiplantae, Streptophyta, Magnoliopsida, Solanales, Solanaceae. The coding region runs from base 165 to 3959 and encodes 1264 amino acids. The transcript has 2 exons. Gene Ontology annotation, biological process: defense response to other organism. The record is from RefSeq and is a predicted model, not a curated record. Gene Ontology annotation, molecular function: ADP binding.
GAGAGAGAGAGACGACUUCUUCCUUCAAACUUCAAAUCUUCAUCCAUUUCAUUUCAAUAGACUUUUUUCUACAAUUUUAAUUAUCAUCUGUUUUGCUCCUUUUUAUGGUUGGAUCAGAAAUUGAAGAUAUAUACUUGUUAACUAACUGAAUUUUCCUACAGAAGAUGGCUGAAAAUGAAAUUGAGGAAAUGUUAGAUCACCUGAGAAGGAUCAAGAGUGGAGAUGAUCUGGAUAUUGAACAAAUUAAGAGACUUGAAAUGGUGCUAAGAGUUUUUAGAACCUAUAUAAAGUAUCAUCAUGUUCUUUUACCUGAUUCCUUAGUCAACCUCAUAAAGAAUGCCAUAUGGACUGUGCAAAUGCUUGACAAUAUAUUGGAUGGGAUUCCAGAUGAAUGUAAAACUAACCUUAACCUGGAAAGGCUAAAAUCACAUUUGUUGGAAUUCUUUGAAGGUAAUACCAGGUUAAGUUACAAUUAUGAGUUGAAUGAUUUUGAUCUGUUAGAAUGUAUAAAUUGCUUCGGAAAGAAUCUAAAUGAUGUACAGAUGUUCCUGGAAGACGAUCCUCAAGAACAAGUCCUUGGACACAGAUUUAUAAAGCAACUGAAAAUUGUUCAAAAGAAAAUGAAAUUUUUGACAUACUUAUAUGUCACAGAGAUAAAUGGUUACGUGGACCAUGAGAAGCUGGAAUGUUUGGAGACUCGAAUUCAGUUCAUGGCAGACAAUGUGGGACAAUUUUGUCUUGCUAUGUCAGGUAUGGCUGCUGUAGCGCACCGGGCUGCCCUUUUUAUGUCAGUUAUGGAUACUGGUGAUUUUGUAGAUUAUGAGGUUGAGGAUGACAUAGAUGAGUAUGAUAUCUUCAAUAAACCUCCUUAUCUAUUAUGCUUGAUUAAGCUAGUGGAGCUGGAAAUGAAGAAGAUUUUUCUCAGUGAACUAAAGGCUUCAAAGUUUACUCAAUCAAGAACUUUCAAGGACAAGAAAUUACCAAAGGAAUUUUCACAUCAUUUCCACAGUCUGCUGGUGUAUCUCAAAAACAAAAAGCUCCAGAACUUUCCUAAUAAUGUCUUUGCUCAAAAUAUUGAUGUGGCAAUAGAGUUCUUGUUGGUUUUCCUUGAUGCUGAUGUGUCAAAUCAUGUUAUUAAUGGUAACUGGUUUGAUGAAGUUAUGGAAAAGGUUGGAGCUAUAGCGGGUGAUGUUCUAUAUGUAAUUCAAAAGCUUCUUCCUAGCUCUAUAAAUGAAGAUGACACUAGCGAAACAAGUCUUUGCACGACACAGAUAUUGGAGAAAACUAAAGAUCUGAAGACACAAGUGGAGACGUACUACAAAUCCUUAAAAUUUACUCCAUCUCAGUUCCCCACCUUUUGUGGAUUGAGCUUUCUAGAUUCUCUUUUAAGGAAACUGAAUGAGAUGUCGAAAUCUAAAUCUGGUUUAGAUUUCCUGAUGAAACCUCUUUUAGGGAAUUUGGAGAAAGAGCUAUCAUCUCUUGCAUCCAGUUUAGAGAAGGAGCUGUCAUCCAUUUUCAGAGAUGUCGCAAAGGUGCACCAUGAACAUAAAAUUCCUAAAGAUCUUCAGCGACGUACCCUCAAUUUGGCAUAUGAAGCUGAGGUUGCCAUUGACUCUAUUCUUGCUCAGUAUAAUGCUUUUUUGCAUAUUUUUUGCUCACUUCCCACAAUCUUAAAAGAGAUCAAGCAAAUUAAUGCGGAGGUGACUGAGAUGUGGUUGGCGGACAUUCCUCUCAAUCCUCACUAUGAGGUUUCUCCAUUUGAACAUCUGCCAACUCGACAUAGCAAUCCUGUGACUGAUGAGGAGAUAGUGGGUUUUGAGAUAGCAACAGAAAAAAUGUUUCAGUAUCUGAUUAGAGGUACAAAUGAGCUAGACGUCGUCCCAAUUGUAGGCAUGGCGGGACAAGGGAAAACGACAAUUGCUAGAAAGGUGUACAAUAGUGACAACAUUGUUUCUCAUUUUGAUAUUCGAGCAUGGUGCAUCGUUUCCCAAACAUAUAACCGGAGAAAGAUAUUGCAAGAGAUUCUUAGUCAAGUUACCGGUUCAAAGGACAUGGGAGAUAAGGACGACGAACUUGCGGACAUGUUGAGGAAAACACUAAUGGGAAAGAGAUAUCUCAUUGUCUUGGAUGAUAUGUGGGAUUGUAUGGCAUGGGAUGACUUAAGGCUUUCUUUUCCAGAUGUUGGAAAUAGAAGCAGAAUAGUUGUAACAACUCGACUUGAGAAAGUGGGUGAGCAAGUCAAGUACCAUACUGAUCCUUAUUCUCUUCCAUUCCUCACAACAGAAGAGAGUUGCCAAUUGUUGCAGAAAAAAGUGUUUCAAAAGGAAGAUUGCCCGCCUGAACUACAAGAUGUGAGUCACGCAGUUGCAGAAAAAUGCAAAGGGUUGCCUCUAGUGGUUGUCUUGGUAGCUGGAAUAAUCAAAAAAAGGAAAAUGGAAGAAUCUUGGUGGAAUGAGGUGAAAGAUGCUUUAUUUGACUAUCUUGAUCGUGAAUCUGAAGAAUAUAGUCUGGCGACUAUGCAGUUGAGUUUUGAUAACUUACCCCAUUGUUUAAAGCCUUGUCUUCUUUAUAUGGGGAUGUUUCCGGAGGACACAAUAAUUGCAGCGUCUAAAUUGAUAAGUCUAUGGAUUGCAGAAGGAUUCGUGGAGAACACUGAAUCUGGGAGGUUAAUGGAAGAGGAAGCUGAAGGUUACUUGAUGGAUCUAAUUAGCAGUAACAUGGUAAUGCCUUCAAAGAGAAGUUAUAAUGGUAAAGUCAAAUACUGCCAUGUUCAUGAUGUUGUGCAUCACUUUUGCUUGGUGAAGAGUAGAGAAGUAAAUUUUAUGCUGGCAGCGAAGGGGCAUGCUAUCCAGUUUCAACCUUUGGAUUGGAAGGGAAAUCGAGUGAGCUUCAGUUUCAGUGAAGAGCUUUCCAAGUUAGCAUCUCUGGUCUCCAUAACACAGAAGCCUUUCCACCAUCACUUGAGGUCACUGAUAAUCAAUGGAGGAGAUUAUUUCGAUCGGGUUCCUAUCUGUCAGAUUAGUGAAUUGCGACUUCUUAAGGUCUUGGAUUUGAGUUUUGUUAGUGUGGAAUUGUUGACGUCAUGUACAUUCAAACCACUAAAUCACCUGAAGUACCUCGCAGUUUCGGCAGAUCUAUUCCAUUUUCAUCCAGAAUCACAUCUGCCCCAUCUAGAAACUUUAAUUGUGGAGCAUAAUGAUUAUAUAGUACUGUUACCAGCGUCUUUUUGGGAAAUGGAAAAAUUAAGGAAUGUUGAGAUUGCUGUAGCUGAAUUUGAUUUGGAAGAGGAUAAGCAGGGGAUCUUUGAAGAAUCCUCAAAAUUGGAAAACUUGAGGAUAUUAAGGAAUGUUAUAUUUCGCAAUGCUGAUAGGAUGGAUGUGUUAUUAAGGAGGUGUCCUAAUCUUCAACAACUUGAAAUCACUUUUUUGGGCAAGAAAGAUUCUGCAGAGCCUUUUUGUCCCAAAUUGGCGAAUCUUACCCAGCUUCAAAUACUUCAACUUUCCUUUCUGCAUCCCCACAUUCUAUCCGGGUUACAGUUGCCUUCAAAUUUAAACAAGUUGGCACUAAGAGGGAUUCAUAUAGAAACGGCUAUUCCCUUCAUUGCGGGACUACCAAACCUGGAGUAUCUCCAAUUACAAGAUCUGCGUUUGCGUCAAUCAGAAGAGUGGUGCCUUGGAGAUAUUACUUUCCCUAAACUUAAGUUGUUGAAACUGGUGCAGUUAGGUAUCUCAAGGUGGGAUGCCUCGGAGGAAUCCUUUCCCCUGCUUGAAACACUUGUUAUAAAACAUUGUGGCAAGCUGAAGGAGAUCCCCCUUAGCUUUGCAGAUAUUCCAACACUGAAACAGAUUAAGUUGUUUGGCUGGAGGAAAUAUUCUCUGGAGGCUUCAGCUGUGAGAAUUAAGGAUGAAGUCGAAGAGAUUGAAGGAUGUGACCGUAUAGAACUCGUCAAAACACAGUAAGAUUGUGGAGAGUUUUGAUAGCUAAUUGUUGCAGCCAUGCUCAUACUGAAGUCUAUUUUGUAACUACCCCAUCCUCUUAUAUUGUAACCACUAGUACCGAUUGCUAAGUUUGUUUUCAUUGAUCAACUCUUUUUAUGUAUGAUUGGAGACAUAUUACUAGGAAAUCUUUCACUGAUUUCUUGUUUUUAUGCA